UGGUUUGAUGUGUCGCAUGCAUAGGUUUGAUGCAUUUUCAUAUCUGGUCCCUUCCUGGGGAACCGUUCCGGAACACCUAAAUGGCCAUAUCUCCGGAACGGCUGGACCGAUCCAAACCAUUUUCAAUAGGAAACAAUGGGACCAGAUUCCGCGUCGAAUGAACCGUCGGUUAUUGAAAUCGGUUGAGGUUUACUGCCAAAAAGUGAUGUGAGUUUUUUUGUACACACACAUACACACAUACAUACACACACACAUACAUACACACAGACAUCACCUCAAUUCAUCGAGCUGAGUUGAUUGGUAUAUGUGACUCGACCCUCCGGGCCUUCUAUCGAAAAGUCAUUUUUGGAGUGAACAUAUAGCCUUUCCAGUACACUUACCCAAGUAACCACAAGCAUUAUAUCAUUACCCUAAUUCAACCGUUUUUCAGUAUAUCUAAUGCAAAGUAGCUUCUAUUUAGCAAUUCCAAAGCAAUGAAGCAUUAUACCUACAUAUUGAAUGCACUGAAGCGUUAAAGAAUUUUGACAGUUCAGUUUAGUUCUAUAUGGUCAUUGGUUAAUGCUGCAUUGCAUUAUCUAGCUAAAAGCUUCAUAGCAUAAAAUAAUGCAAGCAUAUAUUGCUCUAUACACACCAUUACUAAAGCUUGCAUCGUUUCUAGUUGUUUUCGUUCAUAGCUGCUUGUUUGUAAACAAAAUGUCUCAGUCCGGAGAAAAAUUUGAAACUUUUUUAAAAAGUGGAACUUUUCGAAGAAAAGUGUUUAAGUAUCGUUCUAUAAUACCGGGAACAAAUGCUAGAAACAGACAAACUGUGCACAAAAUUAAGAUUAAACGGCAGACACCCGACAACAUACAAUCGUUAAGUUCAAAACUUUUUCCGCCAACUUCCAACCAAAACGAGUAUAUGCCGGAAUCGUUACUCGACGGAAUCAGUCAAGCUCCAGAAUUUCACGGAAUCGAUCUUGCAACCUGCGAACAGUUGAUUCAAUUAAGCGCAGAACAUCCGGAAACUGCAAGGGAGAAUGAAACACUACGUCAGUGCCUUGAAACUAUCUCAGAACUUCGUGCCCAAGGAUGCAAAGACCAGGAUCUUGGAACGUUUUUGAGAAAUUGGAGCUUAGAGUACAGGAUUUCUCAUCAAGCUUUGAAGCCUUUGCUUCAAAAGUUAAGCGAAGGACAUGCUCAGCUGCCGACUGAUCCAAGACGACUCCUGAGAACACCUCGUAGCAAGCCGGAAAUCCACAAGAUCGAAGGUGGUUCUUACUGGCAUCAUAGUAUAGGUAAAGUAAAUCUAGAAUGAUUAAUUUUCUGUAAAAUAUUUACAUUUUUCUCCAUUUUACAGAACACUGCUUGCGCUUGUACUAUGGGAACAUUACGGAAUUAUGUACAGCAUCGAUCAAUAUUAACAUCGAUGGUCUCCCGUUGUUUAAAAAUGGGACUGCGCAAGUGUGGCCAAUACUGUUUAAUGUAUUUGAAAGACCAGAAAUACCACCUAUGAUUGCCGGAAUUUUCUUUGGUAAUAAUAAACCGAAAAAGGUUGAGGAAUUCCUUACUCCAUUUGUCGAGGAGAUCCUACCUAUCAUGGAAAAUGGUCUAAUUCUGAACAACCAUAAGCUUACCGUCAAUAUUCGUUCCGUUAUAUGCGAUGCUCCUGCGAGGGCAUUUGUAAAAGGCGUUGUCAACUUCAAUUCAAUGAACGGUUGUCUAAAGUGUUGUACUUUAGGUGAAUAUUCGAAAGAGUUUCGUACAACUGUUUUCCCCCAUACGACUGCUGAUAGUAGGACGGAUCACGAUUUUCGCAAAAAAGUCUACGGCAAGCAUCAUCAGGAAUACAAAAUCCGCCGGGAUGGGAAAAUUGUUAGAACUCCCGUUGAAACACCCUUUCUAAAAUUACCUAUUAACAUGAUUGAGGAUUUCAUUGUGUCUGAUUCGUUGCAUUUGCUCCACCUUGGAGUAAUGAAAAGGCUGCUUUUAGCAUAUCGAGAUGGUCAUAACAAUCUCACUAAAUGGUCGAAAUCAACAGUCGACAAUAUUUCAGAUGUAUUAAAACUGAUUAAGUUGCCCAUGGAAAUACACCGUUCGGUACGAGGAAUGGACUAUGUCAAUCAUUGGAAGGCAUCAGAGUUCGGUUCAUUUUUGAAUUACAUUGGUAUAGUGGUUUUGAAAAAGUUCUUGAACGACGAGCAUUACAUCAAUUUUGUUAGAUUGUUUUGUGCAGUCACAAUUUGUUCUACUAAAUACUACCAAAAAUACCUACCAGUGGCAAAGAUGCUUUUUAUUGAGUUUAUUGCAAAAUAUCAUAAGCUGUUUGGAUCGGUAACAAGUAACAUUCAUAAUUUAUCACACAUUGUCGAAGAAGUCGAAUCAAAAGGUCCCUUACCAUCCAUUUCAACAUACCCAUUUGAAAAUCAUUUAUACCAAAUUAAAAAGCAGGUCAGAUCAGGAAAUCAUCCGUUACCACAAAUAAUUAAUCGAAUGACAGAGAGAGAUAACCAUUGUACAGUGAAGCCUUCAGAUAAUGAGAUUUAUCCUUUGCUUAAAGAACCAUCUAAAAACCACGAGUCUAUGUACCUAAGAAUCUCGAUAAACCCAAAUUUUACGCUACGAUCAACCUUAGCAGAUAGAUGGUUUUUGUCUAAAAAUGAUGAAAUAAUCGCUAUGGAUUUUGCUGAUUCCUCUGGUAUAUAUGGACACAAAAUGACAAGUCGGUUGUCUCAUCUAUUUGAAGAUCCUUUAACUUCUAAUUGUAUCCACGUAUAUCAAACUAAUGAAAGUUUAACUUUUCAAAACCGAAAGCUUUAUCCUAUAAGCAGCAUUUUUUGUAAACUUGUAGUUGUCGUUAUGGCUGAUAGCACUGUGUUCAUUCCAUUAGUUCAUACACUUCCAUCAGACAUCGAGAUGAGGUAGAAUCACAAGUAGAGCGACCUCAAGUUAGGCAUUUAGUGGCAUGUAUACUACAGCCAUGAUACAACUGUUAAAAAAAUCAUGAUCUCAUAUGCAAAAUAUAUUUUUGUUUCUUCUAAAGCAUUUUCCGAAAGAAUUUUCUAAUAACGAAUGGUCCUGCUGCACUUACCAUGCCAAAACUCCCAUCGAACGUCCUUUCACAAUACUAAGCUUAAUAUCCGUAUUUAUUAAGGGAGCGUCCAUAAAUUGCGUCAUGCUUUAAAAAGGAACGGGGUGAGAUUCAGCGAAGUGGAAAAAGUGGAAUGGCAAAACCUUUAAAACUAACAUUUUUUGUGACGUAAUUUAUGAGCAUUUCCUAAGGCGAAACUUCACAUAAUCCAAAUAGUUCGGAAACAAUAACCAGCU
Messenger RNA from Aedes albopictus (Asian tiger mosquito), 3305 nucleotides. RefSeq lists its product as uncharacterized. Lineage: Eukaryota; Metazoa; Arthropoda; Insecta; Diptera; Culicidae. The coding region runs from base 1491 to 2903 and encodes 470 amino acids. The transcript is spliced from 2 exons. The record is from RefSeq and is a predicted model, not a curated record.